CUCGACAUCGCUCACUCAUCAUGAAAUGGUUAGCGGCAGCCCUAGCGGCCGCCACUGCCUUGGCGGCGCCGCCGCUUUCGGUGUCAGUCGAGACGGCUUGGUCAGCUCCUCCACUCCUCCUUGAGAUCCUUGAGGUGGCCUACGACGAGUCGCCGACAUCCUACUUUGACGUUCUGCACCUCUUGUCCUUCCACCUAGCCCCACUUUCUCUCACGCCUCAAGCGACGCUCGAGCGCGCCACCUCCCUCCUGGACAAUCACGGCUUGUUAACCGCGGAGCGGGACACGUUCCGGCUCGCGCUGGGGCUGCACACCGCCGCGCCGCGCAUCGCCGCGGCCUUCUCCGCCAACGACGAAGACGUGGGCUGCGCGUCGUGGGUGCAGUUCCACGGCCACGUGUACUGCGACGCCGAAGAGCUCGCGCGCGCCGUGACGCACGGCAUCGAGUCGGCCGAUUACGUGCCCUCGCCCAUCGAGCCGGGACCGUUCGAUCGCGUCCGCGGCGCCGAGCCCCUCUCUGCGGUUCUUUACUAUGCGCCAACCGAGGCGUCGCUGCCGUUUUUGGAGUUCUUGGACGAGUUUCAUGCCGCCCACCCCCAGUUCUCGUAUGCCGUGCGCUACGCUCCUCAGGCGGGGGAGGAGCGCACCAAGCUCUCGGGGUACGGCGUCGAGAUGGCACUCAAGAAGACAGACUACCUUGUGGUCGAUGAUCGUCAGGUCAAGGCCUCUGGCAGCGCGGAGGAGUACAAACAGCAGGACCCGUUCGAGGACGUGCUUGGCGCGGACCCGUGGAACGAGCCAGCGUUGCGGAAAGGCGAGGCUGGAAAAAUCGGCAUCGCGGCGACGGCUCUCAUCAAGGCCGCGUCUAAUCCCAUGUCCGCGUUCGUGUCGCUUACCCAAGACAUCCCCAAGUACGCCGCCGCGCUGGCGCGCAAAGUCGAGGUGCCGGCGUCGAUCCGGAAACGCGUCCUCCGCCUCGGGUUCAAGCGCCCCUUAGGGCCGGCACUGUACAUCAACGGGCGCGCGGUGCACGAGCGCGACCUGAAUGCGUUCAGCUUGCUCUCGAUUGUGCGGCGCGAGCGGCACCACAUCAACUCGCUCAUGGCGCUCGGUCUGUCGUCGAAGCAGGCGUACGAGCUCCUCUCGGACAAGCUCAUCGGCGAGGCGGCGACGGAUGUGGACCCGCUGGAGGGUCUGGUAGACGCUAGUGACCGCGCGGAGGGCGGCGGCGUGGUGCUGUACCUCAACGACCUCGAGAAGGACAUCGCAUACUCGCGUUGGCCUGACUCGGUACAAUCUUUCCUCCGCCCGCUUUACCCCGGACAGCUGCACUACGUGCGGCUGAAUGCGUGGAACGCCAUCUCGGUGCUGGAUUUCGCGACCAUGCGCGGCGCCGAGACGCUGGCCGGCUCGAUUGCGCAGCUCGUCCAACGCAACGUCCCCAUCCACAUGGGCGUUGUGCCAAUGUUCGACAGUCCCGACUCUCCGUCGGCGCAGAUGGCGCGCGUGCUCUACUACGUCGCGGAUAUGCAGGGCGCCACAUCCGUGCAGCAGCUGUGCUCGGCCAUUGUUAUGGCGAAUUCUGGCGUCAAAGCUAAGAAUGUCGACCUGAGUGUCGUCCGCCAGCUUUAUGGCCAGAUGCACGCGCAGGCGACGCAGGAGGGCAAGGAGCUCCUCAGCUUCGAUGAGGUUCUCGCUUCUCCGGAGCUCGGCGAGCGUCUGAAUGCCACAAAAGCUUACCUCGAGCGUCUGGGUGCCACACCUGCCGACUCGGCUACAGGACACGUCUUCAUCAACGGCAUCCACUCGCCGAUGCACAACCAAUGGACGCACCAGCUGCAGGGCGUUGUAUCCUCGCAGCUCGGGUACCUCCAGGAGGCGCUCCAAGCCGGUGAGGGCCCGACCAAGGAGACUAUCGGCACCUUCUUUUACGACCUCCCAACCACUAGCAAGCGCCGGAACAAGGUGAUAAUCCCGUCGCCGGACAACGAUCUGCGCGCGUAUAGCGUCCUGGACGUGUUUGACGGGACCGCGAUGGUGCUCGCCAAGCAAUUCAUCUACCCUGUAGACGCCAGCCGGGCCACCCCGCUCUCUGUGUGGGUGGUCGGCGACCUCGACAGCAAGGAGGGCCACGCGCUGCUCGAGGGCGCACUGCGCAACAUCGACCGCGAGGGCGGCGCGACCCGCGUCUCCUUCGUGCACGUACCAGAUGAGGCAUCCAAGAACGUCCCCGGCCCGCGUCUCAGCACCCUGCUCUUCCAGCUUACUGCGAAAAACGAGCACAGCUCGGUCCAGGCCGAGGGCCUGCUUGACAUGAUGGAGGAGGUGUCACGUAUCCGCACCAACCUCGUUGACGUGGGCGAGAUCCGCGCCCACUCCGACCCCGACGCGCCGCUCAACAGCUUCUUGGCUGAGGGAUGGAGCAGCCCCGACACGGCGCUCGCUGCCGAGUUCUGGAGCACCGUCGGGCCGCAGGUUGCGGACAAGCUCGGGCUCAAGGGGCUCGGUCUGCUCAUCAAUGGCCGUAUAAUCAACGCCAAGCACUUCACGACGGACGACUUCGCUGCCCUUGAGGCUUACGAAUUGCGCAAGCGUGUGCAGCCCGUCGUCAACCUCCUCAAGACAUACGUCGGAGCUGAUACUCCCAGGGACGACUUUGGCGACAUGGUCGCCGUUGCGUCGUCAGUCAUUGCCGCCGCGUACAUGCCCCAGGGCUCUGAAGGUAUCUGGGUGCAGCAGCAAGCUGGCCGUUCGCGCGACUACGAGGGCAUUGACGAGGGCGAGAUCUCGUUCUCGGUUGGGAACAAGGAGGACGCGCUUGUGCGCGUCGCGGCUGUGCUCGACCCCGUGUCCGAGGAGGCGCAGAGAUGGUCUGCCUUGAUCCAGUGGUUGUCGUCUCUUGACAGCGUUUCCACCACCGUCUGGCUCGAUCCGGAUAUUCAGGCGGAAGAGUUCAAGGUCAAGCGAUUCUAUCGGUCCGCAUUGCGCACAUCCCUCACUUUCGACGUGGACGGGAACGAAGUGCUUCCAGCCCCGACCUUCCACGGUCUCCCGUCGACUCCAAUUUACACCCUGGGCAUGGAAGUCUCCCCAUCCUGGAUUGUGAGCCCGAAGGACUCGCCGCUGGACCUCGACAACAUUCUCCUUUCCACCCUCUCGGCGCCGACCACCGUCGCAUUCGACCUGAAGCUCCUCGUGGUGGACGGGCACGCGCGUGAGUCGGCUUCGGCACCUCCGCGAGGGCUGCAGCUCCAGCUGUCGACGAAUGAGACCGUUAGCGACACACAAGUCAUGGCCAACCUCGGCUACUUCCAGUUCAAGGCGCGGCCGGGCGUGUAUGACUUUGCCAUUAGGCCCGGGCGUGGGCGAGAGGUGUACGAGAUCGAGAGCGCUGGCGCGGAUGGGUGGGACUCACCGCCUGUGAAUGUCAGCGGAACAAAGAUCCGCCUGGACAGCUUUGACGGCAUGACUCUCUACCCCCGCUUCACGCGUCGGCCGGGGAUGGAGGAUGCCGACGUGCUGGCUAGCCCAGAGACCAGUGUGUCUGUUGUCGGCGGAAUCGUCUCCAAGCUCAAGUCGCUUGUCGGAAUACAGGAGGUCAAGCCGGCAUCGCGCCACGCCGACAUUAACAUCUUCACAGUUGCAUCGGGGCUGCUGUACGAGCGCUUCGCGUCGAUCAUGAUCCUCUCCGUGCUCAAACACACCGACUCGACUGUCAAGUUCUGGUUCAUCGAAAACUUCCUCAGCCCGACCUUCCUGCGCUUCCUGCCUGCCUUCUCGGCGAAGUACGGGUUCGAGUACGAGCUCGUGACGUACAAGUGGCCGCACUGGCUGCGCGCGCAGACGGAGAAGCAGCGCAUCAUCUGGGCGUACAAGAUUCUCUUCCUCGACGUCCUCUUCCCCAUGGACCUCGACAAGGUCAUCUUCGUGGACGCGGACCAGAUUGUGCGCACAGACAUGAAGGCGCUCGUCGACCUCGACCUCCACGGCCACGUGUACGCGUACCCGCCGAUGGGCGAUGACCGUACCGAGAUGGAGGGCUUCCGCUUUUGGAAGACCGGCUACUGGGCCAAGGAGCUGCAAGGGCGACCAUACCACAUCUCGGCGCUGUACGUCGUCGACCUGGUCCGCUUCCGCGCCCAAGCCGCCGGCGACCGCCUACGCGGCACAUACCAGGCGCUGUCCGCGGACCCGAACUCGCUCGCCAACCUCGACCAGGACUUGCCAAACGCCAUGCAACGCCAACUGCCCAUCUACACGCUCGAUCGCGACUGGCUGUGGUGCCAGACGUGGUGCUCGGACGAGUCGCUCGCCACGGCCAAGACGAUUGACCUGUGCCAGAACCCUCUGACCAAGGAGCCCAAGCUGAGCCGCGCGCGCCAGAUCCCGGAGUGGGAUAGUUACGACCGUGAGAUCGCAGAGUUUGCAGCUACGCUCGGGGACGGAGCGCUGGCGGCGAACGUGGACGACCUUGCCAGCGGGCCGGGCGGUGCUGGGGCAGGGGCAGUGGGCGGUGCGCAGCCGGACGCCGAGCAAGGUGAAGAGCAGCCCCCCGAGGCCGAGGAGGCCCAGGCUCCCCUCGGUGACCGUGGCAAGGACGAACUCUGAUCCACUUUAUAGACAUGAUGCACAAGCGGUCUUGAUUUG
Molecule: messenger RNA, 4646 nt
Organism: Cutaneotrichosporon oleaginosum
Lineage: Eukaryota; Fungi; Basidiomycota; Tremellomycetes; Trichosporonales; Trichosporonaceae
Cellular component (GO): endoplasmic reticulum
Molecular function (GO): UDP-glucose:glycoprotein glucosyltransferase activity
Source: RefSeq, a predicted model, not a curated record